AUGUCCCGACUCAUCGGAUUACUGUUAGUGGUUUGCUUGGCCCUAGCAUCGGCUGCCUCAUUUAAAAAUAGUUUAAGAAAACCAGUGAACGAUGACAGGAGUGGUCGGAUUGCCGGAGGACAAAACGCAACAGUCACUCAAUUUCCUUAUCAAGCAGCUCUGCUCACACCUGCGAGGUUCUUUUUCUGUGGAGCAACGAUACUGAAUCAACGCUGGGUUGUGACGGCAGGGGCAUGCGUUAUCGGGCUUACCAAUCAGGAUCUGCUUGUGUUUGCUGGUAGUAAUCGUUUAACCGAAGGAGGUGUUACGAGCCCAGUAAGCAGAAUCGUCACGCAUCCUAACUUCAACGUCGACGUGUAUGCAAAUGAUGUAGCCGUUGUGCAAGUUGUGAAUCCUUUUCUGUUUUCCGAUUCUAUCCAACCAAUUCCGAUGAGAGUAGCGUAUGUCGAAGCUGAACGGAAUGCAACGAUUUCAGGAUUUGGUCGUGAAUCGAUCUCCGAUAGUAACACAGCCGAUCAGCUGCGCUUCCUGACCGUCGAGAUAAUCACUCAAUCAGAGUGCCAGGCUGCGUUCAGUGAUCCCUACACGGAGCGUUUGGCUGAUAAUACCAUUUGCUCACAAAGUCCCGCAGGUCAGGGAAGCUGCCUAGGCGAUGCUGGCGGCCCACUGGUUUACAACAACGAGCUGGUAGGAAUCCUCUCGUGGGGAAUUCCUUGCGGUGAAGGUAUGCCGGAUGUGUACGCUCGAAUUUCCAACCACAGGGCGUGGAUCCGUGUGCAUACGAUGGUUUAA
This is a messenger RNA of Sabethes cyaneus, 792 nucleotides long. Its product is annotated as chymotrypsin-2-like. Bases 1 to 792 code for a protein of 263 amino acids. Gene Ontology annotation, molecular function: serine-type endopeptidase activity. Lineage: Eukaryota; Metazoa; Arthropoda; Insecta; Diptera; Culicidae. Gene Ontology annotation, biological process: proteolysis. The record is from RefSeq and is a predicted model, not a curated record. The transcript is spliced from 3 exons.